Molecule: messenger RNA, 561 nt
Organism: Oncorhynchus masou masou (cherry salmon)
Lineage: Eukaryota; Metazoa; Chordata; Actinopteri; Salmoniformes; Salmonidae
Exons: 2
Coding region: 1-561 (186 amino acids)
Source: RefSeq, a predicted model, not a curated record
AUGUCCUCACCUCCCCCCAACCCCGAACCUUCCCCCAGCACACCAACCCCAGCCCUGAACCUUCCCCAGCACCCCAACCCCAAACCUUCCCCCAGCACCCCAACCCCAGCCCUGAACCUUCCCCCAACACCCCAACCCCAAACCUUGAACCUUCCCCAGCACCCCAACCGCAACCCCGAACCUUCCCCCAGCACCCCAACCCCAGCCCUGAACCUUCCCCCAGCACCCCAACCCCAAACCUUCCCCCAGCACCCCAACCCAGCCCUGAACCUUCCCCCAGCACCCCAACCCCGAACCUUCCCCCAGCACCCCAACCCAGCCCUGAACCUUCCCCCAGCACCCCAACCCCGAACCUUCCCCCAGCACCCCAACCCCAAACCUUCCCCCAGCACCCCAACCCCAGCCCUGAACCGUCCCCCAGCACCCCAACCCCGAACCUUCCCCCAGCACCCAAACCCCGAACCUUCCUCCAGCACCCCAACCCCAGCCCUGAACCUUCCCCCAGAAGCUCCACCACCAGCAAUGCCUCCCUCCCUCCUCUCUCCCUCCCCCACUGCCUAA